UCUGGGGGCUCUGAGGGCUCUGGGAGAUCUGGGGCUUUGCUACUGCUACUGUUACUACUACUGCUGGAUAUUCUUCUUCGAGAUGGCGGAGAGCACAGAUCUGGAGCGGCUGAUGAACUCCUUUAAGAAGUUCGCGAUCCACGGAGACACCAAGGCCACAGGGAAGGAGAUGAACGGGAAGAACUGGGCUAAACUGUGUAAAGACUGCAAGAUCACCGACGGCAAGAAUGUCACCGGCACUGACGUGGAUAUCGUUUUCACGAAAGUCAAAGCGAAGACGUCCCGGGUGAUCACCUACGAGGAAUUCCAGAGAGCCCUGGAGGAGCUGGCUAAGAGGUUUAAAGGUCAGAGCAAAGAGGAGGCCCUAACGUCUGUCUACAAGCUGAUAGAGGGCAAGGAGCCCACCAACGUAGGAGUCACGAAAAUGGCGAAGACAGCCGCAGUGGACAGACUGACGGACACCACCAAGUACACAGGCUCCCACAAAGAGCGCUUCGACGAGAGCGGGAAGGGGAGGGGUAAGGGCGGGCGGGAGGAGCUGGUGGAGGAAACGGGAUACGUCGGCUCCUACAAGAACGCCGGAACCUACGAGGAGAAAACCAAGGCUAAGUAGACCACCGGGCCAGGCGGUGUGGUCAACAGGCCCAGUAGACCACCGGGCCAGGCGGGGGUGGUCAACAGGACCAGUAGACCACCGGGCCAGGCGGUGUGGUCAACAGGUCCAGUAGACCACCGGGCCAGGCGGUGUGGUCAACAGGUCCAGUAGACCACCGGGCCAGGCGGGGUGGUCAACAGGUCCAGUAGACCACCGGGCCAGGCGGGGUGGUCAACAGGUCCAGUAGACCACCGGGCCAGGCGGUGUGGUCAACAGGUCCAGUAGACCACCGGGCCAGGCGGUGUGGUCAACAGGACCAGUAGACCACCGGGCCAGGCGGGGUGGUCAACAGGUCCAGUAGACCACCGGGCCAGGCGGGGUGGUCAACAGGCCCAGUAGACCACCGGGCCAGGCGGGGUGGUCAACAGGCUAAGUAGACCACCGGGCCAGGCGGUGUGGUCAACAGGUCCAGUAGACCACCGGGCCAGGCGGGGUGGUCAACAGGACCAGUAGACCACCGGGCCAGCCGGGUGGUCAACAGGCCCACAACAUGAGAUGUAUCCCAAAUUACAUCCUACUCUAUAUAGUCCACUACUUUGACCAGAGCGCUAUGGGUCCUGGUCUAAAGUAGUGCACUAUAGAGGGAAUAGGGUGCCAUAGGGCUCUGGUCUAAAGUAGUGCACUAUAUAGGGAAUAGGGUUCUAUAGGGCUCUGGUCUAAAGUAGUGCACUAUAUAGGGAAUAGGGUUCUAUAGGGCUCUGGUCUAAAGUAGUGCACUAUAGAGGGAAUAGAGUGCCAUUUGAGACGCUUCCAGGGUCACUAUCCCCUAAGCCCCCCCCCCCCCUUACAGUCGGGACCAAACCCUGAACCCAGAACUCGGACCCCUAACCACAGGCUUAACCCCAGGCCCUUUCGACAGAGGCUGUCCUCUCUUAUCUUUGAUAUGUUCUGAGGGGGUGUGUGUGUUGUCAUUGGGGAUGAUGA
Molecule: messenger RNA, 1579 nt
Organism: Oncorhynchus keta (chum salmon)
Lineage: Eukaryota; Metazoa; Chordata; Actinopteri; Salmoniformes; Salmonidae
Product: tubulin polymerization-promoting protein family member 3-like
Biological process (GO): microtubule bundle formation; positive regulation of protein polymerization; microtubule polymerization
Cellular component (GO): microtubule
Molecular function (GO): tubulin binding
Source: RefSeq, a predicted model, not a curated record